UUGGGGUUGUUGAAGUUGAUAACGCCGCCAUCUUGAAAAGUGAACUCUGAUGGUCUCUCUUUUCGCGCCUGUCACAAUCUGUUAUAAACACCUCAUUCUAUAAUACCUCGCCCCAUUUUUCUUUUUUAUUCCGGUAACCGUUUUAUCCAAAGGUUCGCCAGUCUUCAUGCCGGGCUUUGGCAGGAUUCCGCUUUCUUAAUCGGUGUGUGUUGAGCGUUUUUGCUGUGGCAGUGGUCAUUUCUGCUGCAUGUGUCCUUUAUUUAAGGGUCUGUCCAGUUUCUACCGCCUGUGGUGCCUGUAAUGGGCCAGAAGUCCCAAAGAGCACAAGCAUUAUUUUAUUUUUAAUCAGAGUUUUUACCCUCUGGUCUCUGCUUCACUCAGCAGCACCAUGUUUUGGAAGUUUGAUCUGCACACGACGUCCCACAUUGACACGCUCCUGGAGAAGGAAGACGUUACGCUGACAGAGGUGAUGGACGAAGAAGACGUCUUACAGGAGUGCAAGGCUCAGAACCACAAACUUGUGGACUUCCUGGUGAGGCCGCAGUGCAUGGAGGAUCUCGUGGGCUACAUCACUCAGGAGCCCAACGGCGAUGUGGAGGAGAAGAUCAAAUACAAGUAUCCCAACAUAUCCUGUGAACUCCUGACCUCAGAUGUUAGCCAGAUCAACGACAGGCUGGGUGAAGAUGAAAGUUUACUGAUGAAACUCUAUAGCUUCCUACAGAACGAGCCUCCCCUCAAUCCUCUGCUGGCCAGUUUCUUUAGCAAGGUCUUGAGCAUCCUGAUUGGGAGGAAACCAGAGCAGAUUGUGGAGUUCCUUCGGAAGAGGGAAGACUUUGUGGAUCUGAUGAUUAAACACAUAGGGACCUCAGCUAUUAUGGAUCUCCUGCUUAGGAUGCUCACCUGCAUUGAGCCGCAGCAGCUUAGACAAGAUGUAUUAAAUUGGCUAAAUGAAGAGAAAGUUAUACAGCAGCUGGUUGAUAUGGUACAGCCGUCACAAGAUGAAGACAGACACUCAAACGCGUCCCAGUCACUCUGUGAGAUCAUUCGGCUGAGCAGAGAUCAAAUGUUCCAGGUGCAGGGCUGCUCAGAGCCUGACCCUCUGCUGGCCACACUGGAGAAACAAGAGACAGUAGAGCAGUUGCUGUCAAACAUCUUUGACAAAGAGAAGAAUGAUUCUGCCAUAGUCAGUGUGAUCCAGAUACUUCUAACCCUCUUUGAGACACGGAGACCAGCAUUUGAAGGUCAUCUGGAGAUUUGCCCCCCUGGAAUGAACCAUCCUUCAUUCUCUGUCAAUCAGAGUAUUCUAGAUGCAGUCAGACCCAGGCUGAAAGAUUUUCACCAGCUUUUGCUUGAGCCCCCAAAGAAAACUGUUUUGAAUACCACGUGGGGAGUGUUGGAUCCACCAGUGGGAAAUACUCGUCUAAAUGUGGUGCGACUAGUGACCAGCCUUCUACAGACCAACACGCAUAUCAUUAACCAGGAGCUCAUUGCCCUCAACACAUUGGGAGUCAUACUAGACAUGUACUUUAAAUACUUAUGGAAUAACUUCCUGCACACGCAAGUAGAAAUCUGUACGGCGAUGAUCUUAGCGAUGCCUUCAACCCAAAGUGAAUCUCCUGAAAUCAACAGAGAAAACGACCAAGAACCAAUAAGAGAAAACAUCCUUAUCAAACAUCUCUUUCAGAAGUGCCAGUUAAUACAAAGAAUUCUUGAUGCCUGGGGAUCAAAUGAGAAGGAGCAGGCUGAGGGUGGGCGGCGGAGAGGUUACAUGGGUCACCUGACCAGAAUAGCAAACUCUAUAGUCCACAACAGUGACAAGGGCCCCAAUGGGGCACAAAUUCAGCAGCUCAUCUCAGAGCUUCCAGAGGAGGAUAGGGAACGAUGGGAAGCCUUUACGUCGGGACAGCUAGCAGAUACAAACAAGAAAAACACUGUAGACUUAGUUAACACACACCACAUACACUCAUCCAGCGACGAUGAGGUAGAUUUCAAAGACAGCGGGUUUCAUCAGGACUCCUCCCUACAGCAAGCCUUUUCUGAUUAUCAGAUGCAACAAAUGACGUCCAAUUUUAUUGAGCAGUUUGGCUUCAAUGACGAAGAGUUUGCCGAUCAGGAUGAUGUCGGGGAUAUUCCUUUUGAUAGAAUAUCAGACAUCAAUUUUUCCUUGAAUACAAAUGAAAGUGCAAACAUGGCACUCUUUGAGGCCUGCUGUAAGGAGAAGAUCCAGCAGUUCGAAGACGCCGGAUCAGAUGAGGAAGAUAUCUGGGACGAGAAGGACGUCACUUUUGCUCCAGAAGCACAGAGACGUACCAGGAGCUCAGGAAGUACAGAUAGCGAGGAGAGUACAGACUCUGAGGAGGAGGAUGGAAAGCGAGACCCAUUUGAUUCCGCCAAUGCCACCUCUGAUGACAGAAUGGAAGUGGACUCCGGGGAUGGACCGGUAUGGACGGCUAAUUUUGAUGACGUACCUAUGGACACGGGCAGCUCCACAGCUCCCAGCGCACCCGUGUCCACCUCACCGGCUACAGUGCCUGAACCUGCAGGUUGGAACUCUCCAAACGCAGCUGCAGAUGCAGAGUCGAGUUGGGCCGACUUCUCUAGCUUCACACCUGUCAGCCCCAAGGAUCCUUUGAGGAGCAAUUCCCCGGUAGCCAUGGAGACCAGCAUAGAAACGGUGGACCCUCUGGGUGUCAACGCGCCCAUGCAGCAAGAAAACACAGAUCAGUGGCUUUCCAAUGAGAGUACCCCAACAUCCCCCAGAGGGAAGGUAGGGGAUGGCUCGGACCCCGAGGAAGAGCCUGUCAGUGACCGCAUCACAGAAACGGUCACCAACGGCUCCAUGAAGGAGACGGUCAGCCUUACUGUAGACGCCAAAACUGAAACUGCUGUUUUCAAGAGAGUGUUGAAAUCGUAUCGCGAGGAAGAGAAACGAUCUACCUCUGAAGACGCAUCUGCAAAGUUGUUUGCAGAGAGUGGGGAAGUGGAGAAAAGCAAUUGUCCUCCUAGCAACUGUCAGAAACCAGGUCUAAAGCACUUAGAAGAGAAAGCAAAAUCCACUUGCAAAGCUCAAAAUGGUCCCCUUGAGGAUGCGGCCGCUAUGGACGAAGCCAAAUCAGAGCAGCGCACGGCCAACCCUGAGGCAGCAGUGAACGGUCCGGCAUGAUGAGAGCAGCGCUGUCUGUCAGCUCCUGCCACGCACACCCCUCCUCCAGGACCACCCGGAGAGGCCUGUGCCAGACUGGAGCCCCCCAGAAACAACCACCACCACCACCACCACCAUCAUCAUCACCACCGCUGCUGCUGCUGCUGUCUCUUACUCCAGCACUGCACUGACGCCACCAGAUCAGGACCAGCAAUAUUCAUAUUAGACAGUUGUACAGAAAAUUUGAACUGUUAUGAAGAGAAACAUACUCUAAUGAAUUUUUUUUUUUUUUUUUGCAUUCGUUUAUAUACUAUUGUUCUUAUGAGGUGAUCUGUCUGACAUCUUGCCACUUAAAAGUGAAUAGUAAUGUUGCUAUAGUUAAAAAUGAUUGUAUGAAUAAAAAAAUAUUUUAUAAAAGACAAAUGUAUACAGAAACAGAGGAUUGAUAAAAACUGAAAUAUACCGAUUGGAACGUUAAUGUGUGACCAAAACAUAAGCUGUCUUUUUGAUAGGAUUUUCCUCUUGCACACAAAUCUGCUAUUUAAUUUCCAAGUAAAAGCAACAGCUACCACAGAAAUCUUAAAUUGGCAACUUAUGUCGGUCUGUUUUAUUUUUAAGCUUGUCGUUAGGAGAGAUCUUCAGAAAUGAUGCUUUAUUUUGCCACUGGUGUUAUUUGUAAAUGUUUCUUGUAUCCUUUCAACACGAGCGAAAUUUGGACAAAAACACUUUUUGGUAUAGUUUUUAACUUAAUUUAUUCUCAAAGAGAUGGUAUGUUACGUAGACCCCUCCCCCUCCUUGAUGAAAUUCAGAUCUGCAGUGAAUGGACAGAUGGGUCUCCAUUUGCAUGUAGCUAGUAAGAGUGAGUCUUACCUACGGGCCUGCGUUCAGUACAGCCCAACUUUUAUAACUGUUAUCCUCUCCAAACAAGUCAACCUUUCUACCUGAAGAGUGAUGGGAAUGCAACAUAUUCCUGGUAAUGCUACAAUGAUCAUGCAUCGACUUUUUUUUUUUUUGUAAUAAAAACGCUAUCUGUGCCAGCAAGAAGGAAAUG
Messenger RNA from Puntigrus tetrazona (Sumatra barb), 4193 nucleotides. RefSeq names its product protein phosphatase 6, regulatory subunit 3 (gene ppp6r3). The transcript is spliced from 26 exons. NCBI's taxonomy places the organism in Eukaryota, Metazoa, Chordata, Actinopteri, Cypriniformes, Cyprinidae. Gene Ontology annotation, cellular component: cytosol; nucleus. The record is from RefSeq and is a predicted model, not a curated record. Gene Ontology annotation, molecular function: protein phosphatase regulator activity; protein phosphatase binding. Bases 389 to 3163 code for a protein of 924 amino acids.